AGCGACCAAAUGCCAAAGAGGUAACCAAAUGCUCCCAACUUCUGUGCACCACAACUCUCUGCGCACACAAACACACUCCUAGCCGCUGCCCUCUCUCUCGCUGCAUCUUCUCUUUCUCGCUGUUAUUGUCCAAACUUCCCCACAACCAUAACUUUUAGGGCACUUUAUAAUGCUAUUUUUUUCUCAGCACUCCUUUUUUUUUUUUUUUUUUUUUCUCAGGCUCUUUAUAAUGCUAUUGAAUUUAAUUUAGAAUUUUUCUCUUUGGUCUUCAGGGUUUGGAUUGCACUCAAUAUGACUACAUUUUGUUGUGUGCUUUUCAGUAGGUUAAGUGCAAUAACAGGUAAUUGGUUUUUGUUGUAGAGAGAAAAAUUUAGGCAACCAUUUGGAAAUGUGAUUUGGUGUAUGAGCAGUGGGCUAUCUUAUAUAGUUUAUAACUCAAUGCAGGUGUAGUGGUCAGAUGGGGAAUGAUUUGCAGUUUUGAUGGAAACUAAAAGUAGCAUGUAUUUUCUCUCCUCUUUUUUUUUCUUUAUUAUAUAGUGGUUAGUCUUUUUAUUUUUAUUAUGUUUCAAAAUAAAUUUGAUUGUGUGUUUGGAAAGAGUGCAUUUUGGACAGUUUGUCCUCACUGUUGCUAUUUGUACGAGUAUGAGAAGGUUUAUGAGGGGUGUUGUUUGAUGUGUCAUAAUGACUAGUGCUGGAAAGGGUUUCAUGCUAUGCCGCUUCCGUCGCCGUCACCAAUGGGGGUGGUGGAGAUGGGAUUUGAAGGGGAUAAAGGAAAAGGGUUGUUGCCGUGGAUGCCUUUUUCUCCUUUUGUUGCUCAAGUGGAAAUAAAGGAAGAGAAGAAGAAUGAUGUCCAUGAAGAUGAUAAUGUGUGGGAAAGAGAUAGUUUUAUAGAAAAUUUUGAUGAUAGUGACGAUUUUUAUGAUGAAAAUGGAAGUAAAAAUGAGGUGACGUUGGAGAAUUUCAAUGCUAAGAAAAUAAAUGAGGGUUAUCCUCAUGGUGGUGAAGAAUUGGGCUUGAAGGUGGAAGCCAGUGAAGAUAAUGAGCAUUUUGAUUCUUGGUUUGGUGCAGGAAUGGGAAUAGGAAAUGGUGGAAAUGACUUUGUCACGGGUUAA
This is a messenger RNA of Ilex paraguariensis (yerba mate), 1112 nucleotides long. NCBI's taxonomy places the organism in Eukaryota, Viridiplantae, Streptophyta, Magnoliopsida, Aquifoliales, Aquifoliaceae. The record is from the annotation of a GenBank genome assembly.